Messenger RNA from Talaromyces proteolyticus, 1370 nucleotides. Its product is annotated as putative geranylgeranyl pyrophosphate synthase. The transcript is spliced from 5 exons. Gene Ontology annotation, biological process: isoprenoid biosynthetic process. The record is from RefSeq and is a predicted model, not a curated record. Lineage: Eukaryota; Fungi; Ascomycota; Eurotiomycetes; Eurotiales; Trichocomaceae. The coding region runs from base 271 to 1317 and encodes 348 amino acids. Gene Ontology annotation, molecular function: prenyltransferase activity.
GUUUGACAAAUUUCAUGUAAAGAACCCUGUAAAAUUACGGAUUAGGCAGCUCUCUAUUAUAAACAUGAUGAGUAUUCUUGAAGAACCGGCUGUUUAGGUGUGAGCUUUAAGGACGGAUCGAAAUUAUCAGUCGAAGGCGGCUUCACCUUUUGAUUUCCUCCAACCCUAUUAGUGGAACUCUACUUGGAAUCAGUAGCGCGACUCUUAACGCUUUGCUCCGUCUACAUUACUUAAGGACUUAACCUCCAGAAGCUGAAUAGGACAGUGACCAUGGCAAUUUACGAAAUGUCGAAAUGUUCUCAAGAAAUACGCGUUCAUGAUAUGAGUCAUGAAGGCUCCCUACAGGACCUUGGUGAUUACCCCGUGACCCCUAUGCGACACGCUCAGGGGUUUAGAGGAUUGUUUUAUGAGCAAAAGCGAGAACCAGAUAAUGGGCAACUGGAUAAAGAUCAGAUUAUUUCUGCCCCAUUGGAUUACCUUCUAUCCUCUCAAGGAAAGAAUAUAAGGACCAAACUGAUUGCAGCAUUCAAUCAGUGGCUUCAAGUACCCGAAGAAAAGCUGGAGGUCAUCAACCGUGUUGUGGAACUUCUACAUACAGCUUCUUUACUGAUUGAUGAUAUUCAAGACUCCUCCCAGCUACGACGAGGGCAGCCAGUCGCCCAUAGCAUUUUUGGCGUGGCACAAACCAUUAACUCUGCUAAUUAUGCUUACUUCGCUGCCCAGAAGAAGCUUGAGCUUCUAGAGAAUCCAAAGGCGUUUAGUAUCUUCACUGAGGAACUCCUAAGUCUUCACCGAGGACAAGGCAUGGAUCUCUAUUGGCGCGACUCACUUAUUUGUCCUACUGAAGAAGAGUACCUUGAAAUGGUCUCCAACAAAACUGGGGGGCUCUUUCGACUGGCUGUGAGGCUGAUGCAACUAGAAAGCAAACAAGACAAGGAUUAUGUGCCUCUUGUUGAUCUCCUUGGAAUCACCUUUCAGAUACGAGAUGACUAUCAAAAUUUGUGGAGUGGUAUUUAUACAGAUAACAAGGGUUUUUGUGAGGAUAUAACGGAAGGGAAGUUUUCAUUUCCUAUUAUCUACAGUAUUCGGUCAAACCCAAAAAAUCCGCAGUUGCUUAACAUUCUUCGACAGAAGAGCAGUGAUGAUGCAGUGAAAAAAUUCGCAAGGAAAUACAUGGAGUCUACUGGGAGCCCCAAGUAUUGCCGUCAGAAAAUUUCGGCAUUGAUAAAGUUGGCUAGAGGUUUAGUGGAAGAAUUGAAUGGGGACAAUAAAUCAGCCGAAAUGGAGGCAAUACUAGAUUACCUGGAAUUCGAAUAGAAAUUUACACAAGCUCUACUACCCUAUCGCAUAAAUUUGCAGAGCCUUCAUAC